UGGAGUUCUGCCGAUGACGAAGUUCUUCUCCAAGCCAGAGCUUCUGGCCUUAACUGGCAGCCAAUUGCCGCUCGACACUUUCCGAACAAGACGGCAAACGCCUGCCGCAAGCGGCAUGAGCGAUUGAUCGAACGACGCCAUGUCGAUGACUGGGACACUCACAAGCUCGAACUUCUUGCCCAGGAGUACAUGGCGUGCAGGAAGGAGAUGUGGGACAUAUUAGCAUCAAGACUCGGCGAGCGUUGGGCCAUAGUAGAAGCGAAGUGCAUGGAAAAGGGACUCAAGACUCUGCAGUCUGCCGCCAGAACCGCCCAUAGGAAG
Molecule: messenger RNA, 321 nt
Organism: Pseudocercospora fijiensis CIRAD86
Lineage: Eukaryota; Fungi; Ascomycota; Dothideomycetes; Mycosphaerellales; Mycosphaerellaceae
Exons: 2
Source: RefSeq, a predicted model, not a curated record